AUGCUGCUGCCCCCCAUCAUCCCCAUCCACCCCCCCUCCCCUUUCCCCGGGCCCCCUGCUCGCUUCUCCUCCAUCCUCCUCCCUCUUGUCUUCUCAUUCUUUUGGGCCCAUGUCAUGUUCUGUCCCUCCCCCCCAUGUCUCUUCCGGGACAAGCAAGAGUUGACGAUAAUUAUUAACAACCGUCUUCCCCCAGACUUUCCACCCUUUGCUCUCCUCUUACUUCAUUGCUCCACCAGCACCAUCUCGCCUAUCGAUUCGAACCGUCUUCUUUCGGCGCAUCUACACCAACCAUCCUUCGGCCUCCCAUCCCGUCAACGCCAUCACGUCCCAGAUUUCUCCUGUCGUCGCCCUUUCCUACCUCGACGCCAGCAACCGCUCUUCCUGUCCGAUUUCGAAUCCGACGUCCAUAUCGCGCACGCACCGUACCGACGUUGGACAAUAUUGACUGCCACCCGCAGAACCACCGCGAGCGAUUCAUUGUUGAUCCCGACAGCAUCUUCUCCGUUUCGCCUUAGGUGCCGAAUUCCGCCCCUACUUCACCCCCUCGACACCCUCGCGCUGGGUGCUAUUCCAACCUCGUUCGCCAUCGUGUAUCCUGAACAGCCGAUUAUCAACUGCUCUGUCCGAGCACAUCGCCUCGGCACCAUGCCUUAUCCUCUCGCCACCCACGUCCUGACUGUGGACACCAAUGUCAUCAACAAGGUUGACACAUCCAACCCCCAGAACCUCUACAGCAUGUGGACCGUCUUUGCAAAGUGCGCAGAGUCCGUCGAACAGGGCCGCAGGUUAGAGAACCUCAGUUGGCGCCUGUGGAACCGUGAGACUUUCUGUUGCACCGAGGACGAACAAGCCUCCGUCACCGCCACGAGCCUUCCCAGAGAGAUUCCCCAGGCCAGCAGGCUACAAGACAUCCCUCAACUAUCUGGCAGUGUCGACUCUGAAAACGACGACGAGGCCGUCGACUUCUCCUCCCUGUCCGCUCCCCUCGAGAUCCGCCCCCGAAUUCAGAGGCAAGACUCGUGCGCCAGCACCCGUAGCAGAGGCAAGGAACGCCACAUCACAUCCGGCGACUUCGAGAAGAUGGUUGUCUCCAUCAUUAAGGAGAACGAGCCCUUGUCCGCGCCCCUGCCUCACAUCACCUCGCCCUACAUGCCUCCCCAGAAGGAGACGCUCGACCUGGCACCCACCUCCCCCGUCUACGAGCACUCGGGGUCCACCACCACCGAGUCUCCUUGCAAGUCAUCUGAAGAGGAGCAGUCCCAGGAGCCUGCCUCCCCCGAAAUCACCUGCCGCACCACCGUCGUCCAUGGUUUCUCCCCCUCCCAGAUCCCCAUCUCGAGGGCUACCCCCGCCUCCCCCAAGGUCAUCUCGCCCGCCGCCAUCCCCGAACCCAGAUCGUCGCCCGCAGCCAAGCCCAUUCAGUCCAAGAAGCAGCCCAUGUUCUCCAUUGGCGAGUCGUGUUCCUCUAGCGAACAGGGCCAGAGCAUUGAGAACCUGCGAUCCAUCCCUGCCCCCGCGCCGAAGCGCAAGAUGAUGUUCCAGGUCGGCGGCUCCUCGGAGGAGGACAGCUCCCUGAAGAGCGCUCUCGCCUCCCAGCCCGGCUCACUUAUCACUGGCCAGAAGAAGACCACGUCGUUUGCGGACCACGUCUCGACCCGCAUGAUCAACGACGACAACUCGGCCAUCGCUGACGACUCGGAGACCGACUACGUCGACGAGAGCGCCAUCGAUGACGACGACGACUCGUCGGACUGGGAAGACUCGAUCGAGGAUAGCAACAAGUCGAGCAUCGACGAGAAGACGUUCUUCCAACGUGUCGACUCCAAGGUCAACCUGACAUCUCGCCGCUCGCUCAUCACGCUCAUGAUUGAGCAGAAGGACCGCACCAGCAAGAACCUUGGCAACAUCGCCUCCCAGUCCACCUCGGCACUCCCCUGGUCUCGUACCAGCCACCCGGCUCCUCCCACGCUGGCCGUCUCCCCUAAUGAUUCGGAUGACGCGCCUCUGAUGAUGAAGCGCGGCAUUCGCUCUUCUCCUCUGAAGCCCAUCACCGAGGUGCCUCGGUCCGCCGCUCAGCCCAUCCACGCGACGGCCAGCCACAGUCACCUCCAGGCCGCCCUGUCGCCCCGAACCACGCGCCGCAACAUGCUGGCAACAGAGCUGACAGAGUCUCUCCGUCGCAAUCUCCUCUGGGAGCGCCAGCAAAAGUCUUCGACGGCCAAUGCCGUCCUCAAGAGACGUCACACCUCGCACGACGUGGCCAACCUGAAGCAGUACCCCGAGAAGGUGUGCCUCAAGGACGACGACGCCCCUACCACCACCAACCCCCAGUACUUUUCCAAGGACACGGAUAACUUUGGAGGUUAUCACUCCAAGGGAUGGUGAAGCACCUCUUCUACACACACGACCGCAUACUACAACGAUACCGCACUCAAAGCACAUAUUUAUCACGAUAUCCGACGAGCGUGUGGCCAAUGGGGCCCGCUCGAGCACAGUUGUUUCUAGUUGCUUUUACAUUGCAUUGCGCGCGCGGCAGCAUGGCACCCAGCUUUGCUUUACAUCACUAUCACCCUAAUACUGGGGUGCGCACUGCUGGGACUAGACGGGUCCCAGUUCCAGGAUUGUGACACCCACAAUGGAGGGGGGCAUCUUGGCUCCCGGGUGUAUUCAUCAGGCCAGAGCGUGGGGUCUCUUGAAGCUGAUUCUAAUUUUCACAUUUGCACGGCGUCUCUUCAUCAUAUGAUACCAUGGUCUGUUUUGUUUUCGCAACAUACCACCUUCAUGUUUUAUCAAUGGGUCUGGGUAUCUGCAUUUACACGGUUGUCGACAGAUUUGUACGGGAGAAAACCAGGAGGACGAAGACAAGGGUAGGGGAGGAUUUGUACUCUAUGGAUAGGACCAAUUGGGGGUUUCAGACAAAGCUACAGAAGGCAUACCCGAGGGCGACCUCAACAGCAGGGCCGGACGGACAUGGUUCGGUUACUGUUGUGGGCAUGCUGACGACAGGAAAAAAGGAAAAACCGGGCUGAGGAGUCCGAAAAGUGGAGGUUCCCCGCGAGAAGGGCCGAGGGGGGGAAGACUUGGUAGAGGGAGGCAGAGAAAGGAAAAAAAAGGCUCGCGCGAGCAGUGAAGCGGUCCGGCGCAUGUGAUGGGCUGCACAAAAGCGAGAUGACGACAAACAAGACCAAAAAAAUCGCAAAAUCGUCCAAAGAGUUUUUAGCAAAAAAAACAUGAAUAAAAGUUGGCCAUUCAAUCAA
This is a messenger RNA of Colletotrichum destructivum, 3257 nucleotides long. RefSeq names its product Putative nitrogen regulatory protein areA, GATA. Gene Ontology annotation, biological process: negative regulation of transcription by RNA polymerase II; regulation of nitrogen utilization; mitochondria-nucleus signaling pathway. The transcript has 3 exons. Gene Ontology annotation, cellular component: cytoplasm. The coding region runs from base 1 to 2385 and encodes 794 amino acids. Lineage: Eukaryota; Fungi; Ascomycota; Sordariomycetes; Glomerellales; Glomerellaceae. The record is from RefSeq and is a predicted model, not a curated record.